AUGGUCCUGACUCAAGCCCCUGCCCUGGGGAUUCCUGAUUACAACAAGCCCUUUGCCCUCUAUGUCAGCGAAGAGGAGGAGUUUGCAAGUGGCAUUCUGACCCAGGAGCACAGCAGACUCAAGCAGCCGGAAGCAUACUACUCAGUUCAGUUGCCUCCUGUUGUUAGAGGAAUGAUUGACUGUCUACGAGCAGUUGCCACCACUGCUGUGAUUUUGUUUUGGACUAUAAGUGGAAAGGACCCUUUGACAGUUGUCAAAGUGCAAGGCAAGCCGGACUGGAUUCACGGGACACGUUGUAAACCAGGAUCUGGAACCACGGUGACAGGUCCACCCACAGGGGCCAGAAUGAGGUUCCUGGUGUUAACACCUCCUGACACUGUUCAAACCUUGCAUGAGGAUGAAGAUGCACCAGAGAAUGCACAGAUGAUAGAAACUACUGAAGAUGUUGCUGAGGAUAGAGAUCAGGCACCCACUUCAGAACAUCCCAUAUCACCAGAUAUUGUUGGAAAUGUUCCAGAAUAUACACAAGAAAAUACGGGAGAAGCUGAUGUAGCUGACCAAGGAGGUUUGCCUCUUGCUUCAGAACUUACUACAUUUCCAGAAGGAGAAACUGAUAUGAUGGAGCAAGGAGAUAGGACACCCUCUUCGGAAUCUUCCAAAUCACUAGAACUAAUUGAAGACACAUGGGAACCAGAAACAAAUAUGUGCCUUCUAUCUUUCAGGAGAAACAAAAUUAUAUUUCCUUUUUUUGUAGGCCUGCAAAUGCAAUGUCCUAAAAGCCCUGAAUGUGAGUCAGAAGAAGAAUCAGAUACAGAUGAAGAACCAACAGAAUUGGUUGUGCUUGACCCAGAUCAUCCUUUAAUGAAGCGCUUCCAGGAAGCUUUGAAGAACCACCUUUCAAAGCAAUUGGACAAGUUAGUCUUGGAGGUCAGGGAAUUGACUUGGAGAGUGAAAACUCAAACAACUGAGCGUGAAAACACAGGAGUGCUACUUUAUGGAACACAACAGUCUCUUGCCCAAAUCCAAAUGGAACUUGAAAAAUUACAUGAUCGUUGCUCAUCAGCUUCAGAAAAAAGAAGAAAGGCAGAGGAAGAUUUGGCACGUGUGAGGAAUGUUUACCAAAUGUCACAAACUACAACAAAUAGUGAGCGCUUAAAAGUGUCACAACUACAAACAGAAGUUGAAAACAUUGCACUGCGGCAUUUCUACAUGGAAAACUUGAAAAGUGAUGUAUGUUCUGACAUUAUGAUAAUGAAGCGUACAACAGAAAAGUUAGAGUCUGAAAAAUUACAGGCAGCAAAGCUGAAACAGAAGCAGGGACAUGAAAUGAGCCCUCUGGAACUCAAAAUCAAAUCUUUGACAAAAAGCAUUGAGGAACACAACAAAGAAAUUUCAACACAGCAACAGUACUGGCUGAAACAACAGCAUGAGUUAGUUCGACUGACCCAAGAAAGGGAAAAGAAGACAGCUGAGGUGGAACUGCAGAAGAAACAGGUCACAAUACUCCAACAGAAGAAAAUCCGAACUGAAAACAUGAUACAACAAGGAUUGAAUGCAAAGAAAGACAUUGAACGUCACAUGCGUGCUCUGUCUAAUGACAUGGUGAAACUCAAUGGGCUGCUAACAAAGAAUGCCUCCAUGAAGGAUUCACUUGAGCACACAAAUAUAUUGAUGGAAAAUGAAUUUGUAACCGCACUGAAGGAUGCUGAACGAGAAGCUAUUGAAAAACAGCAAAAGCUGGACCAGCUGAAGGAAGAAAAAGAACGGCUGGUUAACAGUCUUGUGGAAGCAGAGCGACAGAUUAUGCUGUGGGAGAAGAAGAUUCAACUAGCAAAAGAGGCACGGUCUGCAGUUGACUCAGAUGUGGGACAGAAUGAGAUACGAGCCAUGAAAGCUGAGAUACACAGGAUGCAAAUACGUCACAGUCAACUUGUGAGGCAGCAAGAGCAAAUGAUUCGUGAAAUGGAGGCUGUUGUCUUGCGCAGGGAUACAAUUGUGACACGUGGAGAAGCACAAGCCAAAUUGGGCAAGAAGCAAAUUACUAAACAAGAUUGUCAUAAAAGGAUAGAAGACCUAUGCAAGAAAAUUGCAGAUGUUCAAAAGAACAUAGAAGAAUCUGACAGAACUAUUGAAGAGCUGAGGGAAUCACAGAGAAGUGUGUGUCAUCAACUGGAAGAAAAGCAGUGUCAGAUUCAGGAUCAGCAGUCUAUGGUUGAUCAACUUAAUGCAAACAUAGAAUCUCAACAGGAAAGAAAACAAGCGAAUCUGACCAAAAUAGUGACAUUACAGACACGACUCAAACACCUACAGGCUGUGAAAGAAGGAAAGUACAUACAACAGUGCAAAUCUGAACAUUUACUGAGGAAUGAAACACAGAAACAAGAGAAUCGAAUCCAUACCAUCAACACUAUUGUUGCUCGUAUCCAGGAGGAAUGGCCUCAGUACCAGGGAAUACUUCGUAAAGUGACACUUGCACUAGCAGCACGGGGAACAGCUUAGGUGGAACUACCAUUAAAAAAAUACACAAAACUUGCAGCAAACUAG
Rhincodon typus (whale shark) is the source of this 2544-nucleotide messenger RNA. Its product is annotated as coiled-coil domain-containing protein 40. The record is from RefSeq and is a predicted model, not a curated record. Lineage: Eukaryota; Metazoa; Chordata; Chondrichthyes; Orectolobiformes; Rhincodontidae. Gene Ontology annotation, cellular component: cytoplasm; cilium. The transcript is spliced from 17 exons. Gene Ontology annotation, biological process: heart looping; epithelial cilium movement involved in determination of left/right asymmetry; axoneme assembly.